GUCCCCGCUGUAUCAUCGUCCCGGUGCGGGCCCAGCCAGUCAGUCCACAGCAGAUACCGGACCAGAACGGGCACGCUUCGCUGUGCUGCUGCGUUGCUCUCCGUCGUUGUGGUUCAAUUUUCUCCCAAUUUCGCGUAUUCGGUGUGUGUUUUUGUUUGUUGUUUUUGUUCGAGAGCAAAUCGUUGAACGGCGUUACCGCAAGCCGGUGCGAGUGCGCUGAGAGGACACAGUUUAAGUUUAUCGUCGCCAACGAAACACGAUGCUGGACGCGCUGAAGUUUCUGAUGUUCGUGCUGUUGCUGCUGGUCACGAUCCUGCUGAAUCGACACGUCACCUCGAAACAGUCGGCCGAGCUCGAUCUCGAUCUGCUGUGGCAAAUUCGGGAUGGCAAGGGCGUGUACGUGCUGGUGAACCAGACGGUACCGUCCGGUGUGUACACGGCGCUGGAGAAGAGCAUGGUGAUCGGAUCGCUGCUCGAGGAGUACAACGACGUCAACACCAGCUGGGUCGGCCAGACGGAUUGGGAUUAUCGGGUGAACCUCUCCUGCGUCGCCGGUGACUACCAGUACGUGGUGCUGACGUUCCAUGGCGUCGACACGUUCUCCGAUGUCUACCUUGGUGACCGGCUGCUCGGCACCACCGACAACAUGUUCGUGCGCUACCGCUUCGAUGUCAAGGAUCAGUGCGACGGUGGCACCAACGAGCUGCGGCUCCACAUCCGCUCACCGGUCGUCGAGGCGCGCCGCCGGGCCCAGAACCGCAGCCUGCCGAUCGUGCCCGAGUGCCCGCCGGAGGGGUACCACGGCCAGUGCCAUAUGAACCUGAUCCGCAAGAUGCAGGCCAGCUUCGCGUGGGACUGGGGCCUAGCCGCGCCGUCGAUGGGCGUGUGGAAGCCGGUCCGCCUCGAGUACUACAGUUCCGUCCUGAUCCGGGAUAUCACCGUGGCGAUCGCUGACGAGCGUGGCACCGGCGAUCUGUGGACGAUCGAUGUUGCCGUGCAUCUGGAGGCGGGAUUGACCGCUCAUCCCGUCAGUGGCGUGCUGACGUUCAAGAUCUUUGAUGUGCCGUUCGCGGCGGGUACCGAACCGAGCGUGACGGUGACGGACACAACGGACGAGCGGGGCGAACUGGUCGUCCGGCACCAGCUGACCGUGCGCAAGGAAGCCGUCGCCCUGUGGUGGCCGAACGGGUACGGGCGGCAGCAGCUCUACAGUCUCUACGUGCGCUACGAGGACGCCAGCCUGAACCGUGUGAAGCAACCGCCACACCCGGAUACGCUGCACGCGGAGAAGGUCAUCCGCAUCGGCUUCCGGACCGUGCGGCUACGCCAGGACCGGAGCGCCGACGGACGGAUGUUCUACUUCACCGUCAACGGGGUGCCCAUCUUCGCCAAGGGCUCCAACUGGAUCCCGUCCUCGAUACUGCCCGAACGGUCCUACGAUGCCGCAUACGUGAAGUUCCUGCUGUACGCCGCCCGGGACGCGCACAUGAAUAUGCUGCGGGUGUGGGGCGGUGGGCUGUACGAGAGCGACCACUUCUACCGGCUGGCGGACGAGCUCGGGAUCCUGAUCUGGCACGACCUCAUGUUCGCCUGCUCCAUGUACCCGACCGACGCCGACUUCCUGCGCACGGUGCGAACGGAGGUGCAGCAGAACGUGCGCCGCAUCCAGCAUCACCCGAGCGUGGCCGUGUGGGCGACGAACAACGAGAACGAGGUGGCCCUGCGCCAAAACUGGUACAAUACGCAGGCGAACUAUAGCGCGUACUACGAGCAGUACGUGGAGCUGUACGUGCGCCUGGUACUGCCCGAGGUGCAGGCGAACGACCCGUGGCGCACCGUGCUCCUGUCGUCGCCCUCCAACGGCGACGAGACGGGGCAGGAUGGGUUCGUGUCCACCAAUCCGCAGGACCCGUUCUAUGGCGACGUGCACUACUACAACUACUUCCUGGACGGCUGGAACGCUGCGCAGUACCGGGGCGGUAGGUUCGUGUCGGAGUACGGUUUUCAGUCGUUCCCGGCGUUUAACAGCUGGCCGGAAGCGCGCAGCUACAGUCCCGACGAGCUGGCGCGCCUCAUCAACCAUCGUCAGCACAGCCCGUACGGCAACGAACCGAUCCUUGACAUGAUACGGUUCAACCUGCCGUUACCUGCCGACAACGGCAGCACUAGCUACUGGCCCGACCUGAUAUACCUCAGCCAGCUGUCGCAGGCCAUGAUCGUCAAGACGGAGACGGAGGUGUACCGGGCGCGCCGCCUAGUGUACGGCACGAUGGGGGCCCUCUACUGGCAGCUGAACGACGUCUGGAUUGCUCCGUCCUGGUCGUCGAUCGAGUACGGUGGCACGUUCAAGCUGCUGCACGUGUGGCUGCGGUCCAUUUUCGCCCCCCGGCACCUGGUGGCGUUCGUGGACGAGGGCCACCAGCUGGAGGUGACGGCCGUCCGCGACACGCUCGGGCCGGUCGACGAGUUCUGGAGCGUCGAGUUGCACAUCCACCGGUACGGUGAGUUCAGCCCGGUUGAUCGGCGCACGUACGACGGUGUGCGGGUGCCCCCGAACACGGUGGCGCUCGUGACCCGGUUCGACAUCUACGGUCACCUGGCGCAACUGGGGCUGCGGCCGGCGGACCAUCUGGUGAUGCUGUACGCCCGCAGCGCCACCGGCGUGCUGCUGGCCGAGAACUUCGUGCUGCUCGACAAGCUGAAGCACGUCGCGGAUUGCACCGACCCGGCCGUCACCGUCAGCGUCGUAUCGUCUGCCUGCAGCGAGCGGAAUAAUCUGACCACCGUCAGCCUCGAGGUGACCGUCCGCGCGCCGGCUCUGUUCGUCUACCUGCAGCUGACGCCGGAAAACAGCAGCACCUUGAAGCAGUGCCAGUUUUCGCACAACGGGUUCUUGCAGUUCCAGCCCAUCCGGACCGUGCGGCUGACGUGUGUCGAUCCCGGGUGCCGGAACAAGAUCCAACCGCGCGACAUCAGCGUGCGUACGGUGAACGGGCUGCUGCGGAACUGAGUUGGGGAAUGAACCGCGCAGGGUGACAGGAUAGGAUGGAGCUGCGUUGGGCAUGGUAGGUAGUAGGGAGGGAGCGGGGAGAUGCAUUUGUUUUCUUUCCACAACACACGCAUCAUGCAACAUACGCUGGUACUGUAAAAACAUAUAUACCUCUAUCCUUCGGUACACAAGGUUUAAUAUUCCAAAAUAAGUUAAAUUUUGCGUUUCUCUUACUCUAUUUCUCUCUUUCUCCCUCCUUUCUCUCUCUCUCUCUCUCUCUCUCUCUCUCUCUCUCUCUCUUUCUCUGUCUUGCUCUUUCGCACACUCUCUCCCUCUACCUUUGCCUUGCAUGUGCAUUUUUUCCCUCCCACACACCUGCCCACACCCAUUUUUGAUUACCGUAGGUUUCAAACCUUUCACAGGUAUGUAAGGUAUAGUUAUUUUUUACGCGUGUGCACAGGUCUGUAGGGAAGGAGAUUACGUUGUAUAUAAAUCAACAAAUUCAUUAUUAAAUUAUUAUGGACUUGCUACUAGAUAACAGGUAAAUCUGUGCUCAAUCAUAUUGCGGCGACUUGGCAAUCCAGAUUCUCUCUUUCAUUGUUUUCUUUUUCUUGUGGUCGCUUUCACGGCGCGCAUCGGAUAUGCAUCACUUCUAGGCUGAGUCAAGUGUCUCUACUAUUCUGUUUAAAGUCAAUUGCAUACUACCAUCAUCGCAUCUUGCCCUGAGAAGAAAUUCUGAGCUAUAGAUGCUUGGGGCAGCUGAAAUAAUUAUAAAACAACACCAACACACACCAUACAAUUACCACCACAUAGCAUCGGUUGCGAAGGCAAAUGUUUACAUGCUUAAUUGUUCUAUAAUUAUUUCAACUGCCACGUACAUCUAUUGCUCAAACUUUCUUUAGACAAGGUCCUUCGGAGAUAGAAGCUAGCUGUCUUAAAUUCUGUUAUGUUACCCCUACCCUACAACCCCUACUUAUUGCCUGACUUAAGUGUGAAUUAGGGCUUCGCGCUGUUCGUCUGAUGUGCGAACAAAAAUAAACUAUAACACCGCAGCCAAUUUGUUACUAGCAGAAUUGCGUCUAGUAGAGCUCAAUGCUUGUAUAGGUGGCAAAUUUAUCAGGAAAUAAAAAUAAAAUAAAUGCC
This is a messenger RNA of Anopheles bellator, 4132 nucleotides long. It is a transcript of the gene beta-Man, whose product is annotated as beta-mannosidase. The transcript is spliced from 7 exons. Bases 260 to 3010 code for a protein of 916 amino acids. Gene Ontology annotation, biological process: glycoprotein catabolic process. Gene Ontology annotation, molecular function: beta-mannosidase activity. The record is from RefSeq and is a predicted model, not a curated record. Lineage: Eukaryota; Metazoa; Arthropoda; Insecta; Diptera; Culicidae.